GACGUCAACGCAGCGACUCCGGAGGUUUCCCCGAGGGCAGGAGCCUGUUAGGUCUCCGCGGGCGGCGCGGCGGGCUGUCUUUAAGGCUUUGUGGGGACCGCUUUUUGGCUAUGGGUGGCUCGGUGUCUUGAGGGGGCUGCCGGGAGAAGGCUCGAACCUUCCGCCCACCCCCCACGGCUUUCGGAUGGCAGUGGUGUCGGCGGGGCUGGUGUGCAGAAGGCAGGUACCACGACCUCGGGGGCUGGCGGUGCGCAGGUCGGCUCCACCUCGGGGCGAGCCAGGCCUCCGAUUUGAGUCCGUGGUGUCUGGUGGGCGGGUGUCCUGUGUGAUCUCCCCUGGGUCACCCAGCCUUGGGCCCUCGUUCCCUUCCCUGAAAUAAGCCUGCCCCGCCUACCCGCUAUCUUGGUUUCAAAGAGCAAAUGAAAAAGUGUUUUUGGAAGCUAUCAAGUGCAUCGUUGUUAAACGUAGUUCGCAAUGCUCCCUAAAAUUCCCUGACCCUAUAACACUUUUGCUACUAGUAACGUUUAGAUAAACUUCAGUGAAAUGACUCUUCAGGAAUUGGUGCAUCAAGCUGCCUCCAUUUACUCCGAUAAAAUAGCUGUAUGUUUUGAUGAAUGUAAUGACCAGCCUCCAGUUUAUUACACCUACAAGAAUCUGAUCAGUGCUGCUUCAGAAUUAUCAAAUUUUCUGCUAUUACACUGCGACUUUCAAGGCAUUCGUGAAAUUGGUCUCUACUGCCAUCCUGGGAUAAACGUACCCUCUUGGAUUUUAGGAAUUAUCCAAGUCCCUGCUGCUUAUGCUCCCAUUGAUCCAGAUUCACCACCAGCAUUAUCAACUCAUUUUAUGAAAAAAUGUAAUCUAAAGUACAUUCUUGUUGAAAAACAGCAAAUUAAUAAAUUCAAGUCUUCCUAUGAAAUAUUAUUGAACUAUGAUACACUUACAGUAGAACAUAAUGACUUAGUACUCUUCAGACUUUAUUGGAAAAAUAUUGAGGUGAACUUGAUGGAAAAUGAUAGAAGAGAGAAAUACGAAAAAGAUAAAGUGGUAAACAGCACCAGUUCUGAGAAAAGCAAUGAAGAAAAGCCAGAAGAGCAUAUGGAUGUGAGGCUAAAGCAUUGUCUAGCCUAUGUUCUCCAUACAUCAGGCACCACGGGGAUACCUAAGAUUGUCAGAGUCCCUCAUGCAUGUAUAGUGCCGAACAUCCAACAUUUUCGGGUACUUUUCGAGAUCACACAAGAAGAUGUUUUAUUUCUAGCUUCACCUCUGACCUUUGAUCCCUCAGUUGUGGAAAUAUUUGUUGCUCUAUCAAGUGGUGCCUCUCUGCUUAUUGUACCAACUUCUGUCAAAGUGCUCCCAUCGAAAUUAGCUGCUGUUCUCUUUUCCCGUCACAGAGUGACUAUUUUGCAGGCAACACCGACAUUGCUUAGAAGAUUUGGAUCUCAGCUUAUCAAAUCCACUGUUUUAUCAGCCAGUACUUCUCUUCGAGCAUUAGCCCUUGGUGGUGAAGCUUUCCCCUCACUGACUGUUCUCAAAGGCUGGAGAGAAGUAGGCAAUAGAACACAAAUAUUUAAUGUUUAUGGGAUCACAGAGGUAUCAAGUUGGGCGACUUUUUACAGGAUUCCAGAAGAGAUUCUUAACUCUACUUUGAAAUGUGAAUUGCCUAUUCAACUGGGAUUUCCACUGCUGGGAACAGUGGUUGAAGUCAGAGAUACUAGUGGUUUCAGAAUUGAAGAAGGCACUGGCCAAGUAUUUUUAGGUGGCAGAAACAGAGUAUGUUUUCUGGAUGGCGAAGUGACAGUACCCCUUGGCACAAUGCGAGCCACAGGUGACUUUGUGACUGUGAAAGAUGGAGAGUUAUUCUUCUUGGGACGAAAGGACAGUCAGAUCAAACGUCACGGCAAACGUCUUAACAUUGAACUUGUGCAACAGGUUGCUGAAGGACUUCAACAAGUGGAGUCAUGUGCAGUUAUAUGGUAUAAUCAGGAAAAAUUAAUUCUGUUCGUGGUGUCAAAAAAUGUGAUAGUAAAGAAUUACAUCUUUAAAGAACUAGAGACACAUCUUCCAAGCCAUGCAAUCCCAGAUGAGCUUGUGCUGAUUGAUUCUCUACCAUUCACAUCUCAUGGCAAAAUUGAUGUUUCCGAGUUAAACAAGAUCUAUUUAAACUACACAAACUUGAAGUCUGAGCAUAAGCUUAAAGGAAAAGAGGAACUUUGGGGGAAAUUACAGCAUUUGUGGAAGUCUAUUCUAAGUCUCUCAGAAGAUCCUUUGAAGGUUCCUGAUGAGUCACUCUUUUUAAAUAGUGGUGGAGAUUCCUUGAAGUCCAUACGGCUCCUCAAUGAGAUUGAAAAACUUGUUGGCACAUCAGUACCUGGGCUCCUGGAAAUGAUCCUUAGCAAACCCAUUUUAGAGAUUUACACUCACAUCCUUCAAACAGUGUUUCCAGAUGAAGAUCUGACAUUUUGUGAGAAUUAUGCCACUAAAAGAAAAUUCAGCAACGUUAAUCAAGAGGAAACCAGUGGAAAAUUUUUACCUCAGAAGUCAGACAUGCCUUUAAAUUUAGACAACGGGAUAAAUGCUUUUAUUGCCCUGAGCAGAGGGAGUCAGAUUUUGUCUAUGAAUGCUACUAGGUUUUUAACUAAGUUAAAACAUUGCCCUUCGGCCUGUUCUUCUGAUUUAAUUUCACAGACUGCUAUUAAAAAAGUGAAAAGCUUAAAUCCUCCAGCUCUUCUUGGGAAGUCAAAAGAUACAACCUGUGUUGAAAAAGUUUGUGAAGAUGGAACAUCUGUGAAAAGGGCUGAGACAAUGGAAUUACGUGUCAGGUGGAGGGCAGACACAGGCAAAUGUGUAGAUGCUUCGCCUCUCAUCGUAGUACCAGCUGUUGAUGAGUCAUCUGCAACUGUGUUCAUUGGCUCCCAUUCUCACAGAAUGAUGGCGGUUGACCUUUACUCUGGGAAGGUGAAGUGGGAACAGCUUUUGGGAGAUCGAAUUGAAUCCUCAGCAUGUGUAUCUAAGUGUGGAAACUUUAUUGUAGUAGGCUGUUAUAAUGGGUUAGUUUAUGUCCUAAAAAGUAAAAAUGGAGAAAAACACUGGGUGUUUACUACUGAGGAUGCUGUCAAAAGCUCGGCAACCAUGGAUCCAACCACAGGAUUCCUUUACAUUGGCUCUCAUGACCAGCAUGCAUAUGCUUUGGAUAUUUAUGAAAAGAAGUGUGUUUGGAAGUUACAAUGUGGAGGAACUAUCUUUUCUUCGCCUUGUUUGAACUUGAUUCCAUAUCACUUGUAUGUUGCUACCCUAGGAGGACUUUUACUGGCUGUAAAUCCUGCCACUGGAAAUACAGUUUGGAAACAUGGCUGUGGAAAACCACUCUUCUCUUCUCCAAGGUGUUGCCUGCAGUAUGUUUGCAUUGGCUGUGUAGAUGGGAAUUUACUUUGCUUUACUCACUUUGGAGAACAGGUUUGGCAAUUCUCUACCAGUGAACCCAUCUUUUCAUCCCCAUGUCUUUCCACAUCAGAGCAAGAAAUAUUUUUUGGUUCCCAUGAUUGCUUUAUCUACUGUUGUACUAUGAAAGGUCAUCUCCAAUGGAAAUUUGAAACUACCUCAAGGGUAUAUUCAACACCAUUUGCUUUCCAUAACAAGUAUAGCAAUGAAAUGUUGCUGGCAGCGGCAUCUACUGAUGGGAAACUAUGGAUCUUGGAAUCUAAGAGUGGACAAUUGCAAAGGGUACAACUUUAUGACAUCUGCAUACCCUAUUGCGAGCUCACCACCUGAAGUCUAGUCUCCUUCUGUCACCAUAUAUUUGACCACCUUUACCCUCUUCAUCUUUCCCCUCACCCCCUUCCACUUUGGUGGCCACCAUUCUGUUGUCUGUAUCUGUGAGUUUGUUUGAUUUUUGGUAACCACCAUUCUGUUGUCUGUAUCUGUGAGUUUGUUUGAUCAUUUAUUGCUUUUGGUUUUAUAUCCUCCAUACAAGUGAAAUCAUACAAUUUUUGUCUUUUUCCAUCUGUUUUAUUUCACUUACUGUGUU
This is a messenger RNA of Pipistrellus kuhlii (Kuhl's pipistrelle), 4024 nucleotides long. It is a transcript of the gene AASDH, whose product is annotated as aminoadipate-semialdehyde dehydrogenase. NCBI's taxonomy places the organism in Eukaryota, Metazoa, Chordata, Mammalia, Chiroptera, Vespertilionidae. Gene Ontology annotation, biological process: amino acid activation for nonribosomal peptide biosynthetic process. The record is from RefSeq and is a predicted model, not a curated record. The transcript is spliced from 16 exons. Gene Ontology annotation, molecular function: protein binding. The coding region runs from base 544 to 3768 and encodes 1074 amino acids.